AUGUGAAAAUGCUAGGUGUCCAUUAUCCAGUUCUCCUUAACCCUGUUAAGAUUCCAGAACUGCAUGUUGCCUCAAUUGAAGACAAUGGGAUAGUGAUAGGUGCAGCAAUCCACUUGGCCCAGCUGAGAGAUUUCCUGUUCACCGUGGUCUCAGAACUCUCAAGGGAGAAAACCAAGACAUACCAGACUCUGCUGAAGCAGCUGAGGACGCUUGCUGGAGAACAAAUCAGGAAUUUGGCUUCUUUAGGAGGACACAUUGUAAGCAGAGGGUCAACUUGGGAUCUGAACCCUGUCCUUGCAGCUGGGAAAGCUAUUCUCAACUUGGCAUCCAGAGAUGGAACACGGCACAUUCCACUGAAUGAUGAAUUCCUUGCACGAUUGCCACAAGCAGAUCUUUCACAAAGAGAGGUCAUCGUCUCUGUUUUUAUUCCCUUCUCAAAGGAAAAUGAAUUUGUGUCAGCUUUCCGGCAGGCUGAGCGUCGAAAAAAUGCAUUAUCAGUGACAAAUGCCUCAAUGGCUGUCGUUUUCCAGCCAGGCACUGAUGUCAUUGAGGAUCUGACUAUUUUAUAUGGAGGCAUUAGCUACACAACUGUGAGCGCAAGGAAAACAUGUCAGGAGCUCAUCGGAAGAAACUGGAAUGAGCAGAUGCUGGAUGAAGCUUGCAGGCUGAUUCUUGAAGAAAUUAUACUUUCUCCCUCAGCACCAGGUGGAAAAGUGGAAUACAGACGAACUCUCCUGGUCAGCUUCUUCUUUAGAUUCUAUCUGGAAGUGCUACAAGCUUUAAAGAGCAUGUAUCCAUCCAAAUAUCCUGACUUGCCAAACAAAUACAUGAGUGCUUUAGGCGAGUUCCACGACAAAUCACCCCAGGGCAUGCAAAUAUAUCAGGAUGUAAACCCAGAUCAGCCUCCUCAGGACCCAGUAGGGCGUCCCAUCAUGCACCAGUCUGGAAUUAAACAUGCCACCGGUGAAGCUGUCUUUAUUGACGACAUUGCUCCAGCAGAUGGACAGCUCUACAUGGCAGUGGUAACCAGCACACGAGCCCAUGCAAGGAUUCUAUCAGUUGAUGUAUCAGAGGCCUUAGAUUCCCCAGGAGUAGUUGCUGUGGUCAGAGCUGAUGAUAUUCCAGGGGAAAAUGGAGAUGGUAAAGAGAAAGUGUUUGCUGAAGAUGAGGUAAUAUACAUUGGUCACAUUAUCUGUGGUGUAGUUGCGGAAACCUAUGAAGUUGCAAAGGAAGCCACAAGGAAAGUGAGGAUAGAAUACCAAGAUCUGGAACUGACUUUGACGAUUGAGGAUGCAAUUAAGCACAACUCAUACCUUUCUGAAGAAAAGAAAAUAGAAAAAGGAAAUGUUAUGGAAGCAUUUAAUACAGCUGAGGAUAUCAUUGAAGGUGAAUUCCACAUUGGAGGGCAAGAACAUUUUUACCUGGAAACAAAUAGUGUAUUUGUUAUUCCAAGGAAAGAGGAUAAGGAAAUGGAUAUAUAUGUGUCUACCCAGGAUACUGCAAAAGUACAGGAAUUAGUGGCUACUGUAUUAGAUGUUCAGGCCAAUAGGAUCAUGGGCCACACAAGGCGAGUUGGCGGAGCUUUUGGAGGCAAAAUCACAAAACCUCCAUUUUUUGCAGCAGCUGCAGCAGUAGCAGCACACAAAACUGGCCGUCCAGUCCGUUUUAUCCUGGAACGAGAUGAUGACAUGCUUAUACCUGGAGGUCGGCAUCCUCUUUGGGGGAAAUACAAAGUGGGCUUUAUGAAGGAUGGUAAAAUCACUGCUGUUGACCUUCAGUUCUACAUAAAUGGUGGGUGUACACCUGAUGAAUCUGAACUGGUAAUAGACUACGUUGUGCUGAAAAGUUAUAAUGCUUAUGACAUCCCCAACUUCCGAAGCCGUGGACGUGCCUGCAAGACCAAUUUGCCAUCCAACACUGCAUUUCGAGGAUUUGGUUUCCCACAAGCAGCCCUUUGCGCAGAAACGUGGGUGACAGCGGUAGCAGAGCAGCUUGAUUUGCCACAUGAUAAGGUCAGAGAGAUAAACAUGUACAAAGAAGUUACUCUAACUCCCUACAAAGAAGAGGUGGAUCCCAGAAAUCUGGUUGCAUGCUGGAAAGAAUGCCUGGAGAAGUCUGAUUACUACAACAGGCGAAAAGCAACAGAAGAAUUCAACAAACAAAACUACUGGAAGAAGAAAGGGAUUGCAGUCAUUCCCAUGUUGUUUUCAGUUGGAUUUAAUGCCACAUAUUACCACCAGGCUGCAGCUCUGGUUCAUAUCUAUCUGGAUGGAUCAGUGCUGGUUUCCCAUGGUGGAACUGAAUUAGGACAAGGCAUUUAUACCAAGAUGUUACAGGUUGCCAGCCAUGAAUUAAAAAUACCUUUGUCUUACAUACACCCUUAUGAAAGAACCACAGUCACAAUCCCUAAUGCAAUUGUCACUGCAGGAUCAGUUGGCACGGAAGUCAAUGGGAAAGCCGUCCAGAAUGCUUGCCAAAUUCUCCGGAAGCGCCUAGAGCCAAUAAUUAAAAAGAACCCACAAGGCAAAUGGGAGGACUGGGUUAAAAAAGCUCAUGAGGAAAGCAUCAGUCUCUCAGCUACUGGAUUCUUCAAGUAAGGAAUCCAUUAUCAUUUUCUAAAUGAAGAAGGUCAUGCAUUUCCAUACUAUGUGUUUGGUGCCGCUUGUUCUGAGGUUGAGAUUGACUGCCUCACAGGUGAUCACAAGAACAUCCGGACGGACAUUGUCAUGGAUGCCUGUUUCAGCAUCAAUCCAGCUAUUGACAUAGGACAGAUUGAAGGUGGCUUUAUUCAGGGACUUGGACUCUAUACCAUGGAAGAAAUAAAAUUCUCUCCAGAGGGAAAGCAGUACACACUUGGUCCAGAUACGUAUAAAAUUCCUGCUGUCUGCGAUGUCCCAGAACAGUUUAGAAUCUACUUGUUGCCAAACUCAAGAAAUCCAAUUGCAAUCUACUCUUCAAAGGGUAUGGGGGAAGCUGGGGUAUUCCUGGCAUCCUCUGUGUUUUUUGCUAUAAGAGAUGCAGUGGCCGCUGCCCGGAAGGAAAGAGGAUUAAACCAUGCUUUCAUACUGGACAGUCCCCUGAAUGUAGAGAGGAUCCGCCUGGCCUGUGCUGAUCACUUUACAGAGAUGAUUCCAAAGGACAAGCCUGGGACCUUUAAGCCAUGGGCUAUUAAUGUAGAUUAAUAUUCUAUUAGGAGCCAGCGUAGUGUAGUGGUUAGAGUGCUGGACUAGGGCCGGGGGAGACCCAAGUUCAAAUCCCCAUUCAGCCAUAAUACUAGCUGGGUGACUCUGGGCCAGUCACUUCUCUCUCAGCCUAACCUACUUCACAGGGUUGUUGUGAGGAGAAACUUAAGUAUGUAGUACACCGCUCUGGGCUCCUUGAAGGAAGAGCGGGAUAUAAAUGCAAAAUAAUAAUAAUAAUAAUAAUAAUAUUUUCCUCCAUACAUACGUGAUUGCUUUAGUAGAUCACUGGUCUAUGCUUCUAAACCUAAUCAAAUAAACGAUUAACAAAUCACACCUAGAACAUCAUUGAACAAAGGUGUUCAUUUCAGCUCUACUGGACUGAUGUAAACUAUAUAUAUUUUAAAAUGAUUUGCUAGGAUACAUUGUUAUAUCAUUAUAAACCCUGAGUAACCCAUGAAUUUCACCUGGGUGUAGGAAUGUGCAAAGGGUAAGAUAAUACCAAACCACAAUGGCCGUGGAAGGAUCAUUAAGCCAACUGCAACCUUCAUUUUCACUUUGUGUUGGGCUUCCCAAAAGGUUUAGAGUGGCAUGUGAGAAAUUCCCACUUCUUUUAAUCUUCUCGGCAAUCCAGAACAAGUGAGAGAUCCCACCUCCUUUUCUUCAGAAUUCUUGGAAGAAAGGGUUCUCCUGUUGGGUUGGGCUUGGGACCAAGUUAUCAUGGCAGGUGGGAAGGAAAGAAAGGACUAAAUCAAUGCACAGGCAGAGGAGAACAUAUUUAAGCACUCAGUCCACAAACUCUAUCCUCUCUGCUCCUUGCUAGGUAAGCAGGCUCUUUGUUGGAUAUUGUCCAUGGACAAACCCCGCCACACACACACUGCACAAAAAUAUACUAGAGUCAGCCUUGCCAGGAAAAUCUCAACUAAUUUUCCAUGUUUAAGAUUAUUUGUUUGAGUGCACUUGUUUGAGUGCAUUUACAAAUGUUUGGUACACAGCCCCUAGCUAGAUAGUAAGGGUGCAGCCACUAGGCAAGAAUGAGUACGGAAAUCUCAUAAACAGAAAAAUGACCAAGUGGUACGUGCUUUAUAGAUUCUGGUACAUAAGCUUUAUAACUUUAUAAAGUUCUCAUCAAUCCCUGUUGGAAUGGAAUAAAGACAUGUGCUGCAUACAAUACAAGUGAACAUAGGAACAUAGGAAACUGCCAUAUACUGAGUCAGACCAUUGGUCUAUCUAGCUCAGUAUCGUCUUCACAGACUGGCAGCGGCUUCUCCAAGGUUGCAGGCAGGAAUCUCUCUCAGCCCUAUCUUGGAGAAGCCAGGGAGGGAAUUUGAAACCUUCUGCUCUUCCCAGAGCGGCUUCAUCCCCUGAGGGGAAUAUCUUGCAGUGCUCACACAUCAAGUCUCCCAUUCAUAUGCAACCAGGGCAGACACUGCUUAGCUAUGGGGACAAGUCAUGCUUGCUACCACAAGACCAGCUCUCCUCUCCUAUUGGUAGCCAAAGCAAUUGCUUUAAAACAGGCAUAAAAUGGUCUCUCCAUAACACCCCAGAGACCAAUCUUGCUGCUGCAUUUUGAACCAAUGGAAGUUUGCAAACAACAUACAAAGGCAACCCCAGGUAGAACACAUUGCAGUAUUCAAGCCUAGAGAUUACCAGGCUCUUACCUCUUGCCUCCCCCGUCCCACUACAGUGUGCCUUUCCUCCACUCCAGGGGAGUGUGCUCUGUACAGGUGCUGCCCACCACAGCUCCUCUGUCUCCACCCUUCUUUUUUCGGAAGUGGGGGAGAGGAGGGGGUGGCCAGAAAGUCUCUGCUCCACUCUCCUCAACUAUAUCUUCUGGAAGGGCAUGGGGAGGUGAGAUGGGAACUCUUAUCUACAUUAAAAACAUGUAUAUCCUUCCAGGUGUGAAUUCUUUCAUCUUGUGUAAGAUGGUAGCUAGGAUUGAAGCUCUUUCCACAUUAUAGGCAUUUGUAUCGGUUUUCUCCUUGAUGACUUCCUUGGUGUUUUGCAAGGACUGAUCUCUGACUUAAGCUUUUUCCACAUUCCAGGCAUUUACAUGGUUUCUCUCCUGUGUGAAUUCCUUGGUGAUUCUUAAGAUUUGAGCUACGAAUGAAGUUCUUUAAUUCCUGCGUGAAUUUCUUGGUGUUUCUUAAGCACUGGCCAGGGAUGUAGCUAUAACUGAGCAGAUGAGUUCAAAGAACCCAGGGGCCCCCAGCUCUACUCCUCCCUAUUUUAUUCAUCAUCUCCAAGGGGCCACCAGGAGAGGGGUGAACACAUGCCCCCUCUCCCCUAGCUAUGCCCCUGGCGGCUGGCUUUGAGGAAAUGGUGGUGGCAAUUUACCUUUCAAGCAACUUGUAGCAUGUUGUAUGUGGGAUGUCUUUUGCUGGAGAUCAAAAAUGGCCAUUAACAGAACAUGGUCAACUUGGAGAGGCAGAACUUCCACUGUAGCAUUUUUAAUUAUUAUUUGACAACCAUGACUGUUUAAGAUGAAUGUGUGAUUAUUUGAGGUGAUUUAUAAUAUGAGCACUGUUAGCAAAGCAAAAUGAAUUCACAUGCAACAUUUGUUUUUUUCAUGUAAUUAUUCUGCUGUCAGCAUAUAGACAUAGAUGUACUUGUGUGGUAUUGCAGUGGAAAUCUGUAUGAGAUGGUGAAAUACAAUAAAGAUUAAGUCAACAGUUA
Messenger RNA from Hemicordylus capensis (graceful crag lizard), 5855 nucleotides. RefSeq names its product aldehyde oxidase 2-like. Gene Ontology annotation, molecular function: FAD binding; oxidoreductase activity; iron ion binding. The transcript is spliced from 26 exons. The record is from RefSeq and is a predicted model, not a curated record. Lineage: Eukaryota; Metazoa; Chordata; Lepidosauria; Squamata; Cordylidae.